Molecule: messenger RNA, 2493 nt
Organism: Gopherus evgoodei (Goodes thornscrub tortoise)
Lineage: Eukaryota; Metazoa; Chordata; Testudines; Testudinidae
Gene: CLCC1
Product: chloride channel CLIC like 1
Cellular component (GO): membrane; endoplasmic reticulum
Molecular function (GO): chloride channel activity
Source: RefSeq, a predicted model, not a curated record
CUUUAUCCGAGCCUAAUUUAAUGGUGUCCGUUUACUGAAUUGGAAUUAAUUUGCAAGUCUCAGUUUGGAGUCUUGAUGUUAGCUUCAGCAGGGAGGCAAAAGGCAUUUUCAGGUCAGGGUUGAGCCAUGUCCUACAUUGCCCGCCCGCGGUGUGCCGUUUUGAACGGACGACUCCUUAGCAGCACACGGUCCGUAUAGUUUGGUUUCCGUCGCCGCCGCUUCUGUCCAGAAUGGAGAGGAGCGCCGAGCGCAUGGAUUGGGGUCCCGUCUUCUCCGUGCGGAUACGUUGACCCGCUCGGUUCACUCUGCGCUGGCAGCGGGGCUGGGGAGGGCUCGAGACUGCCGGAGCCGAGCGGGGGAGAGGGCAGGAUGCUGGUUCCCUUGGUACUGUGUGCAACUCUCAUGAUAGGAAGUGGUGAAAUUCAAGAUGAUGAAUGGAUUGACCCCACAGACAUGCUCAAUUAUGAUGCAGCAUCAGGAACAAUGAGAAGACCUGCCAAGGUAAAUUAUGAUGACUCAGAGAAUAGGGAGGAACCAGAUGCUGUUGUGAACUUGCCAAGCACUGCAGCAGUAUCAGAGUGCCAUAGGAAAUUAGAAUCCUUAAUUCAGAAGAUUGAAGAGUAUGAGAAGAAAGAGAAGACCAAGUUAAGUGAAAGCCAUAGCAUUUAUGUUUUUAGGAGAUACUUGAAUAAGAUUUUAAUUGAAGCUGGAAGACUUGGCCUUCCUGAUGAAAACAUUGGUGAUGUGCAUUAUGAUGCUGAGAUCAUCCUUACAAGUCAGGCUCUUUUGGAGAUCAACAGAUUUCUCAAUGAGGAGGACUGGAAAUCAGGCGCUUUGGAUGAUGCAGUUAAUAAUAUUCUGAUUAAUUUUAAACAUCAUGAUUUUGAAGUUUGGAAAUGGAGGUUUGAGGACACAUUUGGAAUUGAUCCAUAUAAUUUGCUUAUGGUACUCUUGUGUUUGUUAUGCAUUACAGUAACUGUAGCUACUGAGCUAUGGACACACAUUGGUUGGUAUACUCAGGUAAAACGCAUUUUAUUCAUCAGUUUUCUCAUGAGUUGUGGAUGGAACUGGAUCUACUUAUAUAAGAUAGCCUUUGCACAGCAUCAAGCUGAAGUGGCCAGAAUGGGAAAUUAUGACACAGUAUGUGAUAAGAAGAUAGACUGGAGCGAGAGUCUUUUUGAAUGGUUGAGAAGUUCAUGGACAUUUCAGGAUGAUCCUUGUCAGAAAUACUAUGAAACAAUACUAGUAAAUCCCAUUUGGCUAGUCCCCCCAACAAAGGUAUUGGCUGUUACAUUUACCAAUUUUGUAACAGAACCAUUGAAACAUAUAGGGAAAGGAAUUGGUGAAUUUAUUAAAGCCCUUAUGAAGGAGAUACCAAUGAUGCUACAGAUUCCAGUGUUAAUCAUCCUAGCUGUGGCUGUUCUGGGUUUCUGCUAUGGUGCAGGAAGAUCAGUUGCUACGCUGAAACAUUUAACAGGUCCUGACCGGAAACCAUCUCCUUCACUUCCUUCAAGUGACAGACAGCACUGGGAACAAAUACAUUAUAGUGCAGGUGAUUCAGAUUCCAAUUACAGAAGGAAUGUUGGUGCCAUCAGUGGAGGACCUCAUGACAGAGGAGAUGAUCACAUGAGACUUCAAAAUGGCAACAGAAGCUCUGAAGUUCUGCUGCCAGGUGGUACACCAAAUGCACAAAGAGAAGAGCAUUACAAGUGUGGAUUGCACCCUGUGUCUCAAGAUCAAACAAUUUUUAGAGUGAAAACCAAUGUAGAUCAAAACUGUGAUAGAGAGAUUGCACUUGAAGAGCAGAAACUGUGCACGCUUGGAGUUGAACAAGAGUCUGAAAAGAAUUGUGAACCUCAAGCAAGUUGUAGCUUAAAAAAGGAGAAAACAAAUAAGCAAAACUCAGUUGAGAAACCAGGAGAUCUUGAAAAGACGGAAAAGGGCAGUCUCUCUCGAUUAAUGGAAGGCACAGAGGAAACUAAAGAACCUUUGAACUCUACUGGUUUGUGCUAUGGUGCAGGAAAAUCGGUUGCUACAUUAAGAGAUUUUAAAAGUCCUGAGAAGGAACCAUCUCCUUCACUUCCUUCAAGUGACAGACAGCACUGGGAACAAAUACAUUAUAGUGCAGGUGAUUCAGAUGCCAAUUACAGAGAGAAUGUUGGUCCCCUCAGUAGAGCACCUUAUGACAGAGGAGAUCUCUCAGAGAGAGAGGCUCACAUGAGACUUCAAAAUAGCUACAGAUGUCCUGAAGUUCUGCUGGCCGGUGAUAUACCAGAUGCACAAAGAGAAGAGCAUCACAAGGUAGCAUCCAGUGAACAAAAUCAGCAACCUACUAUUGAAGAUCUUCCAGGAACCCCUUAGUUCCCUGGUUUUAUCUUCCUGAUGCAAUGGAACCCCAGUGUAGAUGGGGUGGAAGAUGCUGCUGCAGCUGUCAUUCUGCUCUUCUCCUGGAAACAGCAUCUCUGAUCGUCCAUCCUGUUGCUUUGAAACCGG